ACACACUUAAAUUAAUUUUCUCUCUAUUUUUUUCUGCCCGAGAUGUCGUCUCUACUAAGGGAGGAGAUGGACAGAGUCUUGUUCAGACCGGAGGGACAGACACUGAAGGAGUUUAUAGAAAUCGAGGAACAACAGCAAGGACGACAUUUUCUCUGCGUUUCCAUAUCGAAGGAUAAAGAAGCUCAGAUCUCAGUGGUCAUGUGCCGGAGAGUUAAGCAUUCAAGAACCAAGAAACUGCAGCACAGCGGGCUGGAAGACAGUUAUGAAAGAACAGAGACCUGGGCCCUGACAGAUCUGCUGAUUUUGGAUGGUAGAGAUCCAGAUACCGAUGAUCCCUGUUUCUUGAUGCAUUUCAACUCGGUGCGGCCCAUCAGAGCAGUGAGCUGUGCGGCCAAAUACACCCUGGCCCGCUGUCUGCUGUCCUUGAGCAGGAAGUAUCACCACACUGCAUUGAAGCUUAAGAACUUUGACUGGACUUACAUUCAGCCCACCGCAAUGUAUUCAGACCGCGGUGACUGUGUUGUCCUCACGCAGGUCUGUUUCUAUGCCUUUAACUUGGUGUGUCUUUCCAUGUGUCCGGUCCCUCUGGCAUAGAGAAAGCAGAGACAUUUGAAUGAGUCUAAUUUCUUUCAAAUUGCCUUUAAAAAUGUUAUGUUGACAAAAAGUGUAUAAAAAAAGCCCAAGGGAGUGUACAAAACUAUGCUUUGUGUUUUGAGCACUUAGCCAAGCUCCGAGCACUCAGACCUACAGCAACUGUAACAUAACUCCACAGUGUGGGUGAAAUCCAAUUUAGCCUUGUGCAAAUGUAGCGUAAAAGACUGUUUUUGAUGUGUAAUUAUGCCGUGACUUGAAUUUUGAGAAUGUAUAUUUGUUAUUAAUGCAAUGUU
This is a messenger RNA of Danio rerio (zebrafish), 887 nucleotides long. It is a transcript of the gene exoc1l, whose product is annotated as exocyst complex component 1 like. The record is from RefSeq and is marked validated. Lineage: Eukaryota; Metazoa; Chordata; Actinopteri; Cypriniformes; Danionidae.